AUGGCGACCACCGCACCAGAGACGGCGCCAAGCAGCCAAACGUCGACCAAUGGCCCCUUGACAGAUACAUUCAGCGAGUAUGUUCACCGGAUCAUGAACAAAUGGAAAGUCCCAGGCAUGUCCCUUGCUGUUGUCGACGGCGAGGACACAUACGCCGCAGGGUAUGGCUACGCGACGUUGCCAGACACACCAGCCACUCCGGAUACCCUGUGGUUGGGGGGUUCGACAGCGAAGGCGCACGUCGCAGCCGCAUUGGCCAUCAUUAUCGAUGACAAGAAGUUUCCCUCAUUGAGCAAUGGCUGGGCGACAACUAUGUCUUCACUCAUCGCGAAUGACUUUAUUCUGCAAGAUGAAUGGGCGACGGACCAUAUUACUCUUGAAGACGUCAUCUGCCAUCGCACUGGCCUCCCUCGGCACGACAAGGCGUCGUCGGGCACGAUCAAUGGACAGAAAACCUCGCCCAAGGAUAUAACUCGCAACUUGCGAAACUUGCGACUGGCAUCAGAGCCCAGAGUGUCCUUUUCCUAUUGCAAUACAAUGUAUGUGGCUUUGGGAUACGCCAUCGAGACAGCAACAGGCAGAACGCUUGAUGAUCUGUGCCGAGAAAAGAUCUGGGGCCCCCUCGGCAUGACCUCGACAUACUUGGACGCAGACAACGCAGAGAAGUCCGCUCACAAAGUGGCAUCGGGGUACUACUGGGAUAAAGCCGCAGAAAAGUACUGCCAAGUGCCUCGCGUGGACGUAGGAGAGUUGGGCGCCGCGGGCGCCAUCAUCUCCACGGCCUCUGACUACGCCAAGUGGAUCAAAUGCCUCCUGCACCGGGCUGAACCGUUGUCGCCAGCAGUGCACAAGGACAUUAAGGCGCCCAGGAUGAUAGGGACGACUGAGCCGAUGGCAGGCGUCGACAUCUCGCUCUACGCUCUUGGAUGGGUGCGCACCAUGUACCAAGGCCACGUCUUAUACACUCAUGCCGGAGGCCUGGACGCGGCAGGCGCUCAAAUCUUCUGGCUUCCCGACGUGCGAUUCGGGGCCGUUGCGUUUGCGAAUACGGCAAUGACUUCUAACGCUGCUGGCGAGGAGGUCAUAUUCCGGUUGAUCGAUGAGAAGCUCGGGAUUCCUGACAGUCAGAGGUUCGACUUUGGAACAAAGUGGACGUUCAUGAUAGAGCACAUGACAGGUGAUGUCAAGGACACGAAGCGUCGGCUUUUCCCAGAUCACCCCGAACCACCGGAGCCGUCGUCGAUCAAGACAAGCGAGCUCACGGGCACUUAUCAUGACGCAGGAUACGGCGGGUUUUCUCUUCGUGAGGAAACCCACCCUGAGAACUUAGAUGAGACAAUCCUUGUCGCGGACCGGGACAAUAUGACCUGGAGGUACCAGUUUCAGCUCCACCAUGUGUCCGGAAAUGACUGGGUGGUAUAUGUAAAGACGCCGCGGAACCCGACCUUUAUGAAUGAGUUCCAUCCGGGAAAGGUUCUCACGGGUGCUCGGGGCGAGGUUGUAGGACUCGAGAUCAAAUGGACCAGCCGGAUGGGCGGGGCGAGCGAGGGAACCACCAUUUUUGAGAAGACCAAUAUGUAG
Messenger RNA from Purpureocillium lilacinum, 1581 nucleotides. RefSeq lists its product as uncharacterized. Lineage: Eukaryota; Fungi; Ascomycota; Sordariomycetes; Hypocreales; Ophiocordycipitaceae. The record is from RefSeq and is a predicted model, not a curated record.